Molecule: messenger RNA, 1358 nt
Organism: Gigantopelta aegis
Lineage: Eukaryota; Metazoa; Mollusca; Gastropoda; Neomphalida; Peltospiridae
Product: ADP-ribose glycohydrolase ARH3-like
Exons: 7
Coding region: 11-1093 (360 amino acids)
Cellular component (GO): mitochondrion; nucleus
Source: RefSeq, a predicted model, not a curated record
CAAAAUUGCUAUGAGUCUGUCACGUUUCCAGGGCAGUUUGGUGGGUGCGGUGGUCGGAGAUUGCAUAGGGGGAGUGUUUGAGUCGAUCUGGGGACCUGUGGCACUCCGGCCCAUCUUACGUCAGGUUGAGGAUCUCGAACAGAACUACAAACAUAUGAAAGAUGGCAAGAAAAAACAUGUGUUGUGGUACACAGAUGAUACAGCCAUGGCUCGGAGAGUUGCAGCAUCACUCAUCAGCAGGACAGAUCUGGAUCUCAAGGAUUUAGCAAAACAAUUUUCUGAUGAAUAUUACGCAGAGCCCGACAGAGGCUAUGGUGGAAAUGUGGUCAAAGUCUUCAGCGCUCUGGCCAAUCCAAAUCUUACAGACGUCUUGCAGCCAGCCAGGGAACAAUUUGAUGGAAGUGGUUCCUAUGGCAACGGUGGCUGCAUGAGAAUAGCCCCAGCUGCAUUAUUUGCAUUUAGUGACAAAUUUGAAAAGCUGCAGGACAUCUCGGAGAAGAUAACAGAGAUAACACACUCUCACCCCCAGGCGAUCCAGGGAGCCGUUCUUCAGAGCAGUGCUGUAGAUCUUGCGCUGCGUCUUGACAACACACACGAUGUCGACACCGACAUAUUCAUCGACACUCUUGCACAGCGAAUCAAACCGCUGGAAGAAAACCACAAACCAGAGACAAAAUCAACUUCACCUACUGCCAAGAAGCAAAAAAAACUGGAUACAUACUGUUCCAAGUUGCAGCAGAUUCGAAGUUUCUUACCGCGAAGUGACGUAACUCCAUCCGAGGUGGAGGAAACAUUAGGUAAUGACAUCUCGGCACUGGGAUCAGCACCUACAGCUGUUUACGCAUUUCUCAAAGCUCUGAAACCAAUCAAGGGUAUCGAGGACAGAAGUGGUUUUGAAAGGACAAUUAUCUAUGCCAUCCACAUGGGUGGGGAUACCGACACCAUAGCGACCAUGGCCGGUGCCAUCGCUGGAGCAUUCUACGGACUGGAGGCCAUUCCGGCAUCAUGGCAGGUAUCAUGUGAAGGGGUUGACGAUGCCAAGAAACAUGCCGAACAGCUGCUGGCAUUACAGACACAGACAACCAGCUUGUAGGGAUUGACACGGAAAACAGAGUUAUUGGGAUUGACACAAACAACCAAGUUAUUGGGAUUGACACAAACAAACAAGUUAUGGAGAUUGACACAAACAACCAUGUACCAGAUUGACACAGACAACCAAGUUAUAGGGAUUAACUCAGAUAACAAAGUUAUAAGGAUUGACACAGACAACCAAGUUAUGGAGAUUGAUACAGACAACCAAGUUAUGGAGAUUGAUACAGACAACCAUGUAACAGAUUGACACAAACAACCAAGUUAUA